Microthlaspi erraticum is the source of this 648-nucleotide messenger RNA. Lineage: Eukaryota; Viridiplantae; Streptophyta; Magnoliopsida; Brassicales; Brassicaceae. The record is from the annotation of a GenBank genome assembly.
AUGUCUUCAUCUCAAGUCUUCCAAGAACAACUCUUCAUCCACAGUUUCUUCUCAAGAAAACUGCUUCAGCAAAUCCCAUUUGACCACAACGCUGAACAACAAGCUCAUGUACCUGACAAAAGCAACUUGAGCGGCAACGUUCUCUUGCUUCUCUCUAUCCUUGUUUGCGGUAUUAUCUGCUCCCUAGGGUUGCAUUACGUGAUCCGUUGCGCAUUCAGACGCUCCUCAAGUUUCAUGAUCUCUGAUCCCAUCCCUACCACCACGUCCACACCACGAGCAGUGAACAAAGGGAUCAAGAAGAAAGCUCUCAAGAUGUUCCCGGUAGUGAAUUACUCCCCUGAGAUGAUUAACUUCUCAGGGCUCGGCGAGGAGUGUGUCAUUUGCUUGUCUGAUUUCGAAGCUGGAGAAGAGCUUCGACUGCUUCCUAAGUGUAACCACGGGUUCCAUGUUCGUUGCAUCGACAAGUGGUUUACGCAACAUAUGACUUGUCCAAAAUGUAGACACUGUCUGGUUGAGACUUGCCAAAAGAUCUUAGGUGACUGCGAGGAAGCUGAUCAAGUGGAAGCAGCACAAAUGGAGAGCAUAGAUGUCAGAAUUGCUCCUCUAGAACCUGAAGCAAGAGUAGACACUUUUAGAGAACGCAAUUAA